ACUGUUUCUUUCUUCCUCCAUCAGAGCUUGAAAAAAUAUAAUUAAGAAUUCCACCACACUCCUAUGAAAACAACACAACUACCAAAUUCAAUUCAUCAUCAAUCAAAUGUAUAAUCGAAGUCAUCACCUUCCUUCAAAUUCAAUCUAACCACCAUUCAUUUGUUACCCUCUCACUUUCUUCCUUCAUCAAAACCUAAAACCCUAGAAAACUCCACCACAAACACAAAACAGAAAACUCUCUCUAUCUCUCUCAUUACAACAUAAACUCAAAAACUGAGAUUCUUACUUAGUUUUUUGCAGAAUUGAGAGAGAUAGAAGAGGAAAUGAAGAUGUCUGUAUUACAAAACAGCAGAAGAACUAAUACUAAUAAUAGUUUCAGAGGUACAACAAUUCCAUUAGAUACUAUUGCUUCUAUUGAUCCUAAUUCGAAAUCAUUUUCAACUCUUUUUUGGUUGGUUUUUCAUUGUGUUUGUUGUUUAAUUAGUCUCAUUUUAGGGUUUAGAUUUUCUCGGCUUCUGCUUUAUCUUCUCAUUUCUACUACUUCAUCAACUUCGUACACAUCAACCAUUACUGGAACCAAUGUUGUUCAAGAUCAAUCCCUAGGUUUUGAUAAACCCCUUACUUCCAUUCCGAAUCUUGAAAAUCGUACUAGUAAUAGCCGUGUUGUUGUGGGUAGACAUGGGAUUUUGAUACGCUCAUGGCCACAUCCAAAUCCUAGUGAAGUGCUGAAAGCUCAUCAGAUAAUUGAUAGAGUUCAGAAAGAGCAGAGAAUUCAAUAUGGGUUGAUUAAAAACCCUAAGACUUUGAUUGUGAUUACUCCUACUUAUGUUCGUACAUUUCAAACUCUUCAUCUUACCGGUUUAAUUCAUUCGUUAAUGCUCGUUCCGUAUGACAUUAUAUGGAUCGUUGUUGAAGCUGGUGGUACUUCAAAUGAAACUGCUAAUCUUUUAGCCAAUUCUGGUCUUCGUACUGUUCAUAUUGGUUUCGAAGAAAAAAUGCCUACUUCUUGGGAGGAUCGUCAUCAGGUUGAAGCUCGUAUGCGUCUACGCGCGUUGAGAGUUGUGAGGGAGGAAAGGUUGGAUGGAAUCGUGAUGUUUGCUGAUGAUAGUAAUAUGCAUAGUAUGGAGCUGUUUGAUGAGAUUCAGUCCGUUAAGUGGGUUGGUGCUAUUUCAAUUGGUAUAUUAGUUCAUUCUGGGAGUACAGAUGAUCAAUUUUCUAUCUCUAAAAAACAAGAGAAUGAGGAGAACUUGUCGAUGCCUGUUCAGGGUCCGGCUUGCAAUUCAUCCGGGAAUUUAGCUGGGUGGCAUACUUUUAGUGCGUUGCCUUAUGUGGAUAAGAGUGGGACUUAUGUUGGUGAUGGGGCAAUGGUGUUGCCGAAAAAGUUGGAAUGGUCGGGAUUUGUAUUAAAUUCUAGGUUAGUUUGGCAAGAAGUUGAAGAUAGGCCAGAAUGGGUCCAUGAUCUCGAUACAUUGGCUGAAGAUGGUGACAUUCUUGAUAGUCCACUUUCGCUUUUGAAAGAUGCUUCUUUUGUUGAGCCUCUUGGUAAUUGUGGACGUAAAAUUAUGCUUUGGUGGCUCCGUGUUGAAGCACGUGGAGAUAGCAAAUUCCCUCCCAGAUGGAUAAUUGACCCUCCUCUGGAAGUUACUGCCCCUGCAAAACGUACACCAUGGCCAGAUGCUCCCCCAGAAAUCCCAACCGAGGAGAGAGUAUUGAUAUUCAAUGGCAUUGAAGGACGCAUGACAGACAGGCUGCCAACUAAAAUAAGUCGGGUAUCCAGGUCGAGACACAGUUCUUCACGAAACAAGAGGAAGCGUGAACCAACAAGGAUACUAGAGACUCCAAAUUCAGCACAAAGUGCCAAUCAAUAAGUGAAAUGCAUCAUUGUAUACUUUUCUUCCUGGUGUUCCUCCUGGUGUUUUUACAUCUGUGGAAAAAAAAAGGGUGAUAUAUGUCUGUUUGCGGCAGUCGGAGCCGUCUCAUGGACCACGCCAGCUAGGCUAUCGCCUAGAGCCUCACAUUGUAAGGGCCCAACAUUUUAAUUUUUCUUACAACUUGAUUUUUCAGUGCUAAUACAUAGUGGUUGAUAGUCAUACUAUCUAGUUGUAAUUGAAUGCGGUUUGUUUUGUGAGUACAUCAUACUGCUUUCAAUCGCAUUUAGCCAUCUACUUUUGUACCGUUUAUAGCAUUAGAAUUCACUGUGUUAAGCAAUUCUUUUCAAAAU
Papaver somniferum (opium poppy) is the source of this 2221-nucleotide messenger RNA. Its product is annotated as probable beta-1,4-xylosyltransferase IRX14H. NCBI's taxonomy places the organism in Eukaryota, Viridiplantae, Streptophyta, Magnoliopsida, Ranunculales, Papaveraceae. The transcript is spliced from 3 exons. The record is from RefSeq and is a predicted model, not a curated record. Bases 324 to 1868 code for a protein of 514 amino acids. Gene Ontology annotation, cellular component: Golgi membrane. Gene Ontology annotation, biological process: glucuronoxylan biosynthetic process; plant-type secondary cell wall biogenesis. Gene Ontology annotation, molecular function: galactosylgalactosylxylosylprotein 3-beta-glucuronosyltransferase activity; xylosyltransferase activity.